Messenger RNA from Lagopus muta (rock ptarmigan), 4034 nucleotides. RefSeq names its product KAT8 regulatory NSL complex subunit 3 (gene KANSL3). The transcript has 22 exons. Gene Ontology annotation, cellular component: NSL complex. Lineage: Eukaryota; Metazoa; Chordata; Aves; Galliformes; Phasianidae. Gene Ontology annotation, biological process: positive regulation of transcription by RNA polymerase II. The record is from RefSeq and is a predicted model, not a curated record. Bases 31 to 3120 code for a protein of 1029 amino acids.
GCCGCGGGGCGGGCGGGGGGCGGCGGUGCCAUGGCGCAGCGCGGCGGGGAGCGCGAGCGGGAGCUGCAGUGGUCGGCGAGGAGGAUGGGGACCUCGCUGCUGUUGCAGCUGUCGGCACACGAGCGAGAGCUCGACCUGGUGUGUCUGGACCACAGCUACGCCAAGCCUUGGAGCGCCCACCCAGACGCCAGCGCCGCCCGCCCCGCCCGAAUGCUGUUCCUCACCCCGCGGCGGCAGCCCGGCACCGCCCUAGAGGCCGAUGUCCCCAUCGAUGUGGAGUCGGUGACGCCGACGCCGGUGCCGCUCUACGACAACCAGAAGGCGCGCAGCGUGAUGAACGAGUGUGAGAGGCACGUCAUGUUUGCUCGCACGGAUGCAGAUGCUCCUCCACCCCCAGAUGACUGGGAGGAACACGUGAACAGGACGGGCUGGACGAUGGCCCAGAACAAACUAUUUAACAAGAUUCACAAAGCGCUGCAGUCUGACAGGCUGGCUCGCUUGGCCAACGAAGGGGCUUGCAAUGAACCAGUCCUGAGGAGGAUAGCAGUGGACAAAUGUGCUCGGAGAGUCCGCCAGGCGCUGGCAAGCGUGAACUGGGACACCAAACUGAUCCAGUGGCUUCACACGACCUUAGUGGAAACCCUCAGUUUGCCAGUGCUGGCUGCUUACCUGGAUGCUCUGCAAACACUUAAAGGAAAGAUCCCCACUCUGAUCGACAGGAUGCUGCUCUCCUCCACCACCAAGACGGGGGCAGCAGGCGCUGAGGCUCUGUCUCUGCUGCUGAAGAGACCUUGGGACCCUGCAGUGGGGGUCUUGUCCCAUAAUAAACCAAGCAAAUUGCCUGGUUCCCCCCUCAUCCUGAUUGCUUCCUCUGGACCCUCCAACUCCAUGUUCCCCACCUCUCGACGGCACCGGUUCUGGCAGUCGCAGCUUUCCUGCUUGGGAAAGGUCAUCCCCAUUGCCACCCACCUGCUGAACAACGGCAGUGGGGUGGGAGUGCUGCAGUGCCUGGAGCACAUGAUUGGGGCAGUGAGAAGCAAAGUGGCAGAGAUUCACAACCACUUCUCUCACAAGCCCAUCAUCCUGAUCGGGUGGAACACGGGUGCCUUGGUGGCCUGCCAUGUUUCAGUGAUGGAGUACGUCACUGCAGUUGUGUGCCUUGGAUUCCCUCUUCUAACAGUGGAUGGCCCCCGAGGGGAUGUUGACGACCCCCUCCUGGAGAUGAAGACCCCUGUGCUCUUCGUCAUUGGUCAGAACUCCCUGCAGUGCAACAUUGAAGCAAUGGAAGAUUUCCGGGAGAAGAUCCGAGCUGAUAACAGCAUGGUGGUGGUGGGGGGAGCGGAUGACAAUCUCAGGAUAAGUAAAGCCAAAAAGAAGUCGGAAGGCCUGACCCAGAGCAUGGUGGACAGGUGCAUCCAGGAUGAGAUAGCUGACUUCCUGACUGGCAUCCUCACUCGAGCAGAGAGCCACUCGGGCUCUGAUCCCCGUGACCUGGAUGCUGAGAAGAAGAAGAAGCCACGGGACUCGACCAGGAGGGAUCUGUCCUUUGAUUUGCCCGAAAGAACCAGCAGGCCUGCCUCACCAGCAUCCAGAGUGCCUGCCUCGCCUUCAGGCUCUGAGGACCUGUCCAGUGUCUCCAGCAGCCCCACUUCAAGCCCCAAGACUAAAAUGGCUGCUGUGUCCUCCAUCCAGAAGCCCACCCCCAUCAGCACCGCACAGCUGCUCAAGAGGCAGGUGCAGAGGACAGACACAAUCCUGACACACAAGCAGGCCCAAGCUCAGUUUGCUGCUUUUCUGAAACAAAACAUGCUGGUGAGGAAAGCUCUUCCUCCUGGCACCUCUUCAUGUCUCUUUGUUCCAGUCUCCUCAGAGCACUCGGAAGGGGCUGAGAAAGAUGAUGUGCGCGUGCAGCUGAAGAGGCAUCAGACCCCCAGCCCGACCCAGUGCAGCAAAACUUCCAAACGAGCCAAAAUCAAGGUGACCAUUGUCUCUCACGGAGAUGCUGCUGGCGUGGGGAACGGAGCAGCCCUCAGUACCCAGGCAGAAAUUGUCGCAGGAAAGCCAUUCCCCAUGGCAGUCAGCCAGUCUGUGCCGGGUGGGAAGGAGCCCUUCGGACUGCUCGCCGCCUCCAAGCUGGGCUUGGCAGCAGAAAGCUCAGUGAGUCCUGCUCCAUCUGCCACCAUCCCCAGCAGCACGGCGCCCAGUGCUUUCCAUGCCCUGCAGAGCAGGCUGGUGGCCAGCAGCACCCACUGCAUGCAGGCCCAGCCAGCCAGUGCCCUCCAAGGAGCAGCUUCUGCCAGCAGCCUGCUGCAAGGGCUGAGCUUCAGCCUGCAAGACAUUGGGACAAAGUCAUCUGCCCUUCCUGCCAGCGUGGCUGCAGCUGGGACGCCAGUGCAAACCUCAGCUGUGAAGACACCCACGCCCAUCCAGAACCUGAGUGCCAUCACCACAGGCACUGGCACCAUAGUCCGCACCAUCCCAGUUGCCACCUCUUUAUCUGUGGGAGCUGCAGCCAGUGGGAAGCCCACGGCCAUUCACCAGCUGCUGACGAAUGGAGGACUGGCAAAGCUGGCCAGCAGCCUCCCUGGCUUGGCUCAGAUCUCCAACCAGGCAGCAGGCCUGAAGGCCCCCACGACCAUCACUGUGACACUGCGUGGGCAGCCCAGCCGGGUGACAACGCUUAGCCAGGCUGCAAUGGGGACCGUGCAGCCCCAGGGGGAGGAGCAGCCGAUGCAGACACAGGCACCGCAGGCUCCACACGGUGCAGUUGGGAACUUGGCCGCCCCAGCUUCCGGCGCCGCCUCUCCUGGCAAUCUGCUGCCUCAGAUGGAUCUCAGCAAAGCCCAGGCUGGUGCAGAGAUGGCUCCCGCCGACCCCGCAGCAGCAGCCCUAGAUCUGUGGAGGACUUCUGGAGGUUCAGGUUGGCUCUGCGUUCAGCGGGAGGACCAGUCUGUAGUGAAGCUGCUGGAGCAGCAGCAUGAACUGGGGUGUCGGCAUGGAAGAUUUCUCCAAGCUCUCUGUUCCGUGGUUGUUUGUUUCAGAUGCCUGGCAGCCUCACCGUAUCGCUGUGCUCCUUCCUCAGCCUGUUUAGGAGUGCUUGGUCUCCUGUUCCUCAGCUGAGGAGCAGACAGCUGCUCCUCAGCCUUCACUCUGUGUUCUCUGUGUUUGAGCCUGGUGUUUUCUUUUGGAGAGGUUGGCUCUGUGCUGGUGGUGAUUGUGGCACAUCCUGGUGAGCAGAGGGGCAUGGCUGCACAUCUCUGAUAUCAGCUGGGCUGUUCCAGGUUGGGAUCUUUAAUCAUCAGCGGGUCUGCAGGCUUUUCCCAGUGUUCUGAGCACAUCUAACCCUGGUGAUUGGGUUUCAGUGAAGUCUCCUUUCCCUGGGCUGUGGUUAUUGGAGAUGUGACUGAGGAGCAGGCUUAGAUGAUGGAGCCACCAUGUGCAAACUCUGCUGUUACCUUAGGGCACGAAGGGCUUUGCUCCACAAACCCUGAUGGCUUUUUGCUGCCGUUGGAGUGGAGCGUGACGAGCAUCUGAGCACCUGCAGAAGCAUCUGCCUUCACUGCUGGUGGGACAGAGCUGGAGAUGCCUGAGCUGUGUGAGAGUCUGGAGGGUGGGAUGGAGAUUACUUGGCCAAGGAAGAGCCCCAGGGUCCUGGCCCUGUGGGAAGGGAUCAUCCUGAGGAGGGCGUGAGACACUGAAGGGGGAGAGGAUUCUUGGAUUGGUCUGCAAAGGGAGCUCACAGGUUUGGGGCUCCCUCACCAUGCUCUGUGACAGUGCUUUGUUUUGGAGUCAUUCUGAAGACAAAAAUGAGACAGAGGGGUUUCCAAAAGUACAGCCUGAAACCCUGCAACUCUGCUGCUGGGGCUGCAGCCCAGGAUGGGCACCCUGCCCCACAGCUGCUGACCACGCUCUUCCCUUCUCUGCAGUGACCACGGCCAGCCCCAUGAAGACCCUGUACGUCAUGUCAGACGCCAAGCUGUCUGCGCUGACCAAGUCUGUGAUGGAUGAGGCUACCUCAGGCCCCCUCAAACUGC